AUGAGGUUAAGAAAAGACGUCAACCGGUGGUGCUGCCACAUUUGGGACUUCAACCGAGUCUCCACGUACGGUGAGGAGGAGAAUGAUGAGGAGCAAGCGUUGCAGCAGAAGCACGAUUCUGCCAUCGACUACUUCCACGAUCUCCUGUGCGAUCUGAAAGACUUUGAGACCAAAGAAGCCACCGCCAAUUACUUUGCUUCACAAAGCGACAUGGCCUACAACGCUCUCUUUGCAGAAGUCUGUGGUUUGGUCGAGGCUUACCUGGCAUCGCUACACCUGAAGGACGACACCAAGAUUUAUACAGCUCACACGGAAGAUGAUCUACAUCAGAUAUUCAAACAGGUUUCCAGACCAUGCCAGACCCUACGGAAGAAGGACAGACAGCCCUCGCCGUGGCCGCUGGUCCGGAAAGUGGAAGUCCAUCAGCGGGCGAACUUGCUCGACUCCGGCGUCGUUCUUGCAGACACGCCCGGCAUCAACGACACAAACCUCGCUGUCGUAGAGAACACCAAGCGGUAUCUGAGAUUGGCUGGCACCAUCAUGAUCUUCCUGCACUACAAGCGUGUCAAAGCCAACACAGUCCUGUAUGAGAUGUUACAGGAGUGUGUUGCACUUGGGAAGAUGCACAACAUCAAGCUCAUCAUCACGCACAUCGAUGAGAUGAAGCCUCUGAGCGUGGAUGAACGCGAAGACUACGAGACCGCUGAACUGAAGUCGCUGGUCGAACUCGAGGCCAGGCAAAAAAAAGUUGACAAAGAAAUCAAGGACACUAAGCAUGCGAAGCAAAAGGCCAAGAAAGCGAAGGACUCUCGCUACCCGGAGUUCGUUGACAGGCUCGAAGAGCUAGAAGUCGAGAAGGCUCGUGCUAAGGCUGCCGUCACACAAGCCAGCAUCAUGAUCCGUUGCGAAAGAAUUGGCAAAGGGGUGGCGGACAGUAUCAAAGACAUCGAGAAGUCGCGGUACGCUCCCAAGUUACCGGUGUACUUCAUAUCCAAUACGCAGUACCAAAAGCAUGUUGAUGGAUACGAUCUGAAGGAGCCACCAGCUCUUGACGUCGAGGCUACCGGCAUCCCUAGGCUGCGCCGCCUGCUGUACAGUGUUCCCGCGCAGGGAAAACUCACUGCUCUGAGAACCAUAUAUGACCACCGGCUUAAAGGGAUCCUCAAUGGCAUGACAGGCAUACUGACGAAGUCGAAGCUUGAGCGCAAGUCUGAGGUCUUGAUGGUCCUCAAUGACGGACUCGGGAAGCCUGACCUUCUCGUCAAGGAUCUAUGCAUGGAGGUCAAGGACGCGUUCAAGGAGAACAUUCUGGACGUCAUCAAGGAAGAAGAGGACGAGUGGAAGGAAGCGGCGGAAAAGCUUGUCUGCACGGUCUGGGUCAACUUCAACACUACAACACUCAAAGGAGUCUUCACGCGCGGUGAAGAAUGGGAUGCUCACAAGGUCCAUGGACGUAUCAACCUCCACCUUGAUCUUCUCAAGAUCUACCAAAAGCAGCUCACAGCAGCAUUCAACGAGCUCGACGGCGCCAUUGAAGUCAUCGACAAGGAGUUCUUGUUCAAGACCGAAGAGAUGUUUGCGAGCAUACAGGUCAAUAUUGAGAAGAAUCCCGAUGCGCAGGGACAAGACCUGGCUGCUUUCUUUGAAUUCAUCCGCAACGUCAAGGACGAUAUUUCCGAGGACAUUCGACACGAAGUCCAAAAGCUUCGCGCAAGCAUCUCAGACAUCCGGCAUGCAGCCACCAUCAACAGCGAAGUUUCUUACACAAAGAAGGAGAUGGAGAAGACCUGA
Messenger RNA from Fulvia fulva, 1791 nucleotides. RefSeq lists its product as uncharacterized. The coding region runs from base 1 to 1791 and encodes 596 amino acids. The transcript has 2 exons. NCBI's taxonomy places the organism in Eukaryota, Fungi, Ascomycota, Dothideomycetes, Mycosphaerellales, Mycosphaerellaceae. The record is from RefSeq and is a predicted model, not a curated record.